AUGAACGACUUCCCCAGCUCUGUUGGGUUCUAUCAAGAGCCCCGGGGUGCCGAAGAGGCUUCGAUUCACAGUGAUAUUGACGGCGUGAUUGACAACAUUGGUGACGGCAAUGGCAUCGUCACGCAUGCUCCGAAAGAGGGCUUUCGACUAGGCUAUUUCGACGUUGCCUGUCUAGUUAUCAACCGUAUGAUUGGUACGGGUAUCUUCAUGUCUCCACAAAGAGUCAUGAAAGGCACACAAAGUGUCGGCGCAAGUCUACUCUUCUGGGUGGCCGGCAUAAUUUAUUGUCUCUGCGGAACCCAUGUGUACAUCGAGUACGGCCUGAACGUACCCAGGUACUUGAUCAAUGGGCACGAUCAAAGCGUCCCGCGAAGCGGUGGUGAUCUCGUCUAUCUACAAUACGUCUUCCGCAAGCCUGCCUACCGUAAAAACACUCUGCUUUUGUCAACUUGUAUAUUCGGCAUCAGCUUCAUUAUUCUUGGAAAUAUGGCCGGUAACAGCAUUCACUUUGCCAUUCGAACUCUCGAAGCCGCCAACAUAACACCAGAGAAUGGUCCUGUUCGCGGCAUCGCUCUUGCUGUUGCUAUAUUCUCCUGUGGAAUUCAUGCUUUUUCUAGACGUGGAGGAAUUUUGCUGAACAACGUCCUCGCGGUCGUCAAAAUCAUGAUUAUGCUUCUCAUCAUCGUAACGACGAUUGUUGUUGCCGCGGGAGGAUUCCCAGGCGCCAAAAAUGUCUUCACCGAAAAUACUUCGACCCAGAAUUCUUUCAAGGAUGCGUCCAAGGAUGCCAACAGCUACGCCCAAGCGUUUCUCGCCAUCAUCUUCAGCUUUUCCGGCUUCGAGCAGCCCAACUAUGUCCUCGGGGAGAUUAGCAGGCCGAGGAAGAAGUUCCCAGUCGCCAUGGGUGCCGGUGUUGGAACCGUUGUGACGCUCUACCUUGCUGUGAAUAUUUGCUAUAUGGUAGUCGUUCCCCGAAGCGUGCAGAUGGACGAGAAUGUUGCUCAAAAAUUCUUCGAACUCACCUUUGGGACCCUUGGCUCAGCUAGCAACACUGGGGCCCGGAUUUUCAACGCGUUCCUAGCCAUCUCAUCUUUGGGCAACAUCAUCGUCAUGACGUACACAGCCGCCAGAGUCAAGCAAGAGAUUGCGAAAGAAGGCAUGCUUCCGUGGCCCAAGUUCUUUGCGCAGAACACGGACAUGAGCAUUGGUCGUCUACUACGCUGGUUCCAGAAGAAGGGAUGGUUCGCAUCGGUUCUGCGACUCAAGUGGUUAUCGCCAGAGCACCACAGCGAGAAAACGCCCGUCGGUGCUUUACUUCUGCAUUUUGUCAGCUGUACUAUUCUCAUCUUUGCGACCUACAAAAUGAGACCGACAGAUGCCUACACCUUGCUGACGUCGCUGAGCGCCUACGUCAUCAACGCCUUCAUCGGGACGUUUCUGGGGCUGGGAAUUCUCAUCUUGCGGUUUCGAGGACCUCCGACUACCCUUGCCGACGACGACGCCUCGACAUUUGGUAAAGACUCGCCGUCACCUAGUUGGGCCGAGAUGACUGGGAAGCGUUUCCGUCCCUUAUUGUCCAUCUUCUGCGCAUUCGUAUACAUGUGCGGCGGGCUUUACCCGGUCAUCACCACCUGGAUUCCUCCCACGACACAACUAUCUUCACAGCUGAGUUCGUGGGUGGUACCCAUCGUCUCAUGGGUCAUCAUCAGCCUGGGUGUCGCUUGGUUCAUUGGCUUCGUUCUCGUUGCUCGAUAUAUCGAGAGGAAAGACCACAGAGUAUUUGUCGUGGAGAAGAAGCCAGAAUUCGAGCCGGCACAGGGAAGUAGCCGCGGCUCUGAGGCCGGCCUUGGGACCGAUCUCAUACAGGUCCACGAGACUGUCUAUCUGAGCUGGGUUGGGAAGGAAGCGCUUCGUUCCCGGCGGCCGGUGUUUGACGACUCCAGGCAAGCCAAUGGUGAUGUGAGGGAGGUUCCAGCGUCCCCUUUCGCCGGGACUGACUUUGCUGCAUUUAUGCAGGCAGCACCGGGAAGAGGAGGACAUUGGUGA
Messenger RNA from Colletotrichum orchidophilum, 2046 nucleotides. Its product is annotated as high-affinity methionine permease. The record is from RefSeq and is a predicted model, not a curated record. Bases 1 to 2046 code for a protein of 681 amino acids. Lineage: Eukaryota; Fungi; Ascomycota; Sordariomycetes; Glomerellales; Glomerellaceae. The transcript has 5 exons. Gene Ontology annotation, cellular component: membrane. Gene Ontology annotation, molecular function: L-amino acid transmembrane transporter activity. Gene Ontology annotation, biological process: amino acid transmembrane transport.